GAAAAGACAUGCGGCACAUGUGGGACGACGCAAUGUGAUGGCUGCGUGACUGUGCUCAAGAACCACCAGUGUCAUGCCCACAUGUCACGAACGAGAUGGAAAGGAUCUGUAACCGCUUCUUCAUGAUCGACCGGAUGAGUUGACCGGACACGCACGCGCAAACGUCGCUGUGUAACCGAUGAAGCGGCUGAGCAAGGCGGUGCAGGACCGCGUGGGUCGCAAGGGACCUCCUCUUCUCCAAGACGAGCAUGUGCCAACUUCCAACGACAAGAGUGCGCAUAGUAGUGUGCACGAUCUCGAGCAAGUGGAGCUGCAACUCGUCCAAGUGCUCAAGCAAAACGGCGUGGGUGAAAUCUGCCGCACCAUCAAAGCCGAGAUCGACACGAUCUGGGCCGUCCAGUCGGCGUUCAAGACCCUCGCCAGCGUCGGCCACUUUUACUUUUCCUGCGGCGAGACCGUGUUCUCGGUGAAUCCCGCCGACGGUUUCUACGACAGCGACGGGCUCUUGCUGGCUCUGUUCGCGCUCAAGAAGUUUCCCCAUCACCGAGAAGUGCUGUUUCCCAUCUUGGACACGAUUUCCAUCUACGCGAAACUGGACGUCGAACGAGCGUUAACGUUUUGCGCUAUCGAUGGCGGCGUGGACUUGAUCAUGAACUGCGUCCGCAACCACUACGACAAGCCCAACUUGAUCUGCAUGGCCCACGAUGCCCUCGGCAGUCUUAUUCUCAACGACGACAUUCGACAGCACAUUGCGUCGACGGGGUUAAUGCACGAACUGGUGACGUUACUUGAUCGGUUCAAGUCCAACGUGGAUGUGUCUCGGGCGUUGCUGUACCCACUCAGUCACUUGGUCGUGCUACGCGAGAUGGCCCAUACAUUUGUCGACUUGAAUGGGAUUCCCACGGCAUUGCACUGCUUGAAGCAGCACAAACACGACCAGCAAGCCGCGUGGUACGCCCUGGCCCUACUCAACGCCCUUACGACCAGUGACUCGUACCAUAUCCAGCUUAUUGGGACCGUCUUUUCCCACAAAGGGGUGCCGUUGAUUGCUCGGGCUAUUGCCAUGCACGUCCAAGUAGAGGAAAUCGCAUUGGAAGGGUUUCAGCUCCUUGAACGCAUCGCAACAGUGUCACAGUUCUUUGCCGUGAUCAACCGCAACCACGUACUUGAGUUGGCAUAUCAUGCCUUGUCGUUGUACAAAGGACCGCAAUACACCCACACAAGGUUGGAAAUCAAGAAACGGGUACUGACGUUUCAAACGUGUGCGAUUCAGGACGGCCACGCGUAUGCCAUGCAAGAGCGAUUAACAAAAGGCGACUGUAUUCUGUACUCCAUCUUCGUCGCGCUCACGGCGGUCGCGGCCGCCUUGUCCCCGUACGACCACUGCACGCACCAUAUGACGCAGGCCCUCACCGCGUCUUUGCGCCUUCCGGAUACGUUUCCGGACACGGCCCACGUCUGGAUGUACCUCGAAUCGGCGUUCGUGUCGAGCUUGUUUCGUCCAGUUACGCCCGAUUCUAUGGCCACCCCCGCCAUGAUGGAUGGGUCCAACGUCCUUCUCGGCAACGUUCUACUGCACCAGCGUCGACUCAGCGUGGUGGAUUUGACAGAAGACAAGACCACGUCCGAUAUAUUUGGCGUGUAUAUGGAAGAACGAGGAUAUCAAGCGACUCUGCCACCAGUUCAAGCUGCUCCAGGACUAUGCCACUCUGCUAAAUGUGUAUUGGCCCAGCUCCGCCACUCGAAAUGGCUAGACCUGUAUACCCGGUCUGUGGUUAUCGAAUGGAAUGUAUACAAUGCAGCCCUGGACAUCCAUAUUGCAAUGACGUUAUCACUGGACUUUGCAGUCGGAGCGGCGAUUCAAACGGAUCUUCGAGCCACGCCCGCCUACUUUAACGUGUACCGCGGUGUGUUCUUAACGUCCGCUUUGUUUUACGUGGACAUGGGUCUUGUCUUCUUUACCUUGUACAGCGUAUGGCGUGCGGGAGGCAAACUCCACCGGUACCGCCAGUACUAUUUCUUUGUUGGCGCCCAUGUCAUGGACGGUUUGAUCGUUGUGCUAUGGCUGGGUAUCUGGUGCACUCGGCUGCAUUAUGUCACCACGGCGUCGUACUCGCUCAUGGUUCAACUCGCCGGUCCGACUUAUGUGUCGUUACGAGGUACUACUUACUACCUAGUAGUACUCAAUCCCCGAAAGUACACCAUUCAACAGUACUCAAUUCAACAGUACUCAAUUCAACACUACUCGAUUCGAAAGUACUGAAUUCAACAGUACUCAAUUUAAAGUACUCAAUCCGAAAGUACUCAAUCCAAAAGUACUGACUGUGGUUCAUCCAACAACAGAUGUGACGAGUCUCGCCCAACAAGACCGCGUUCUGUUUGCAUUCGUGUCCCUUGUGAUGUGGCUCAACUGGACUCGGUACUUGUCCUCGCACCACCUUCGGUACCUCCUUUGUGUGCUCGAGGUACCUACUUGCCAAAACUAGUAGUACUACAUAGUCAUCUAAGCUCGUGCACUGCAGGCCACUUGGGGGUACAUCGUCGGGUACAUCCUCUUGAUCGUUGUGUUGGUGAUGGGAGUGACUCAGUACCUAAUGCUGGCCUUUCCAUGGAGUACCCAAUCCACGUUUUUCGAUCACUUUACCAAGGCUGUGAACGCCAUGAGUACCCACGGGAUGCCUCGUCCCGCGGAAUCCACAUGGUCCGGCUACGUGCUCUUCUUGGGAUUCAACGUCCUCUUGCCGCUCUACUUGUUUUUCGCUCUUGCGCCGAUGCUUCGCCUUGGCUUCAACCUGUGCCAUCGCGAACCUCGUCCGAAGCGCGCCCCUGCGAAGCUUCCCUCGUCCCUUAAAGGACACAAGAAACCUCAUCACCCGAACAUGAAGAUCGUGUUCGAAACCGCCAAGUUGGCCCUCAAGGGCAUGCUGGAAGACCGGCAGUCUACCAUUCGCAAACACUCGUUCAGUCCGUGGGAAAAGUCGGAUGCGAGCCUCCUUGACGACAUCACGGAAGCCAACUACGUCAGCCCGAGCGCUCCGUCCAUCCUCCAGGAGCUCCAGCGAGGGGUGGUGCACUUGGCAGUGGAGGAGCAGCACCUCGACAUGCUCGCCACGACGCUGUUCAACCGACUGCAGCAGUUGCAUCUCCUCCUGUGCUCCAACUUCUCGCGCUCCAUCAAGACACCUUUGCCCACUCCCGUAUCCCUAGACAAGUCACGAAGGAUGUCCAACCUGUCUUAUGUGCAGCGCCGAGGGCAGUCCUCAUGCACCAGCGACGGCAACGACGGCGGCCUCGACGACGUGCCCAAUGUCGAAACUUGAUCGUUCUCUUUUUAUACAAACAGUAAGCUGAAAUGUUGAGUAAAGUAUGAUGCGUUUAAACGUUUCUGGCCGUAACCAAAAUGAAGUUUAAAC
Messenger RNA from Aphanomyces astaci, 3413 nucleotides. RefSeq lists its product as hypothetical. The record is from RefSeq and is a predicted model, not a curated record. The transcript is spliced from 10 exons. The coding region runs from base 179 to 2263 and encodes 694 amino acids. NCBI's taxonomy places the organism in Eukaryota, Oomycota, Saprolegniomycetes, Saprolegniales, Verrucalvaceae.